AUGGACCUAUUAUUGUCAAUAUUUGGAUCAUGCCUUCCAUGCCUUCCACCACUAUCUACACCCUCAAUCAAAUUCAACAAUGCUAACUAUAAAAUUGUGAGACUUUUAGGUGAAGGGGGGUUUUCAUAUGUUUACUUAGUACAUCUGUCCUCACAAUCACCUUAUGCAUUGAAACAAAUUAAUUGCCCCUAUGGAACCCAAGAUGAAACCUACAAAAAUGCUAUACGGGAAAUUAAGAAUUAUCAUCGAUUUGCUAACACGAAAACACCAUACAUUAUUCAAUCCAUUGAUGAGUCAAUUGUCACCAACCCUGAUGGUGUGAGACAUGUUUAUAUUUUACUACCGUAUUUUACCAAGUCAGUACAAGAUAUCUUAACUGAACAUGUACUUAAUGGAACCAAAAUGGAAGAGCUGGAGAUCCUCAAAAUUUUUGUUGGUGUAUGCCGUGGAUUAAGGAUUAUGCAUAAUCACAAACAAGUGUCUCGAAACACAGCUAGACUUGAUGAUGAUGACGAAGAGGAGGGUCUUUUGCAAGAUGAAGAAGACGAAGAACAAGUGGCGGCUGCAGCGACAGCCACAACAGGGGACGGCUCCACAGAAAUGGAGGAAUUAGUGCCCUAUGCCCACCACGAUAUCAAGCCUGCAAAUGUAAUGAUUUCAGCAGAAGGAUUACCAGUAUUGGUAGAUUUAGGGUCUUGCUCAAGAGCAAGAUACCACGUCCGUACCCGACAACAAGCUUUAGCAUUGACCAAUUUCGCACAAGAACAUUGUACAUUACCAUAUAGAGCACCAGAGUUGUUAGACGUUGCUACUGGUUCUCAAAUAACCGAAGCAACCGAUAUUUGGUCAGUGGGGUGUUUGUUGUACAGUUGUUGUUUUGGAUACUCACCGUUCGAAAAAUUGGAGAUGGAUCAAGGUGCCAAUUUACAUGUUGCUAUUGGUCUGGGGAGGUAUCAAAUUCCAAAAGACUAUAAUGGAUAUAGUAAGGAAUUGAUUGGAUUGAUAAAGAAAUGUUUACAAGUUGAUGCUGCAGAAAGGCCAACCGCGGAUGUGUUACUAGAUGAAGCUUUGGAUAUAAGUAGUAAGCUAACGGUGUAG
Messenger RNA from Lodderomyces orthopsilosis Co 90-125, 1098 nucleotides. RefSeq names its product putative serine/threonine protein kinase. Gene Ontology annotation, biological process: vacuolar protein processing; regulation of vacuole fusion, non-autophagic; protein phosphorylation. The transcript has a single exon. The record is from RefSeq and is a predicted model, not a curated record. The coding region runs from base 1 to 1098 and encodes 365 amino acids. Gene Ontology annotation, molecular function: ATP binding; protein serine/threonine kinase activity. Gene Ontology annotation, cellular component: cytoplasm; Golgi apparatus. NCBI's taxonomy places the organism in Eukaryota, Fungi, Ascomycota, Pichiomycetes, Serinales, Debaryomycetaceae.